This is a messenger RNA of Durusdinium trenchii, 1347 nucleotides long. The record is from the annotation of a GenBank genome assembly. NCBI's taxonomy places the organism in Eukaryota, Dinophyceae, Suessiales, Symbiodiniaceae.
GGUCCGAUGCUCGGGUGGAUGGGAGGGGGAGCAUGAGCUGAGUUGUUCCGCAUGGUGUUUUCGCCAUUUUUACCCAAGGAAACAAAGCUAGACUUUUCGUGGUCAGACUCUUCGAUCGCGAGCUGCAAAGAGCGAAUGCAACAUGCUCGCGUUCUGCUCGAUCCAGUGGAGCGGCGAAUCACCAACCAAUCAAAGUCAUCGAGUCAUGAUUCAUAAGCUUUGCAAAAAAGGGAACCCACUCACAGAAGAACUUUGGAAAAGCCCAUCGCGGAUGUUCCGAUCCCGAUCUGCGUCUAUUUGUGCCGGCGGCAAAGUAGCAUAAGCGUUCGCAAGUGUCCGUGGUCAGCCCUGCAGGCGUUCUUGCCAAACCUGCAGGCGGCGGGGUAAGGGGUUGAGGUGCGGAGGGAGUGUUUACACUCAGUUUGCUCAGACGGAUCGGCACAGUUUUUGGACACAUAUGUAAAAUGAUGUAAAAUGAAGUUAAGUGGGCAUUGCAACAUAAUUUCACGGAAAGGCCUUAAAGAGGAAACGUCUUUAUUCACUUUAAUGCAUUUAUAUGCAUUUACAUACAAACCGUGUUUUCUGUAUUGAUCGGGUACGAACGUAGUACAGAUUGGAUGUGCCUGGAGAAAAAGACCUGUGUCCAAGACCGGCCGUACCUCCGUCGCCGCCGGCCAAACCGUCCCCAGGGUCGGACGAGCCAGACGAGCCUCACGGCCGCGGAAGCGGAGGCCGAGGGCCGGCGGCGCGCAGCACACCUGCUGGCGCUCAGCAGGGAGGUGGAAGCGACCCAAGCGGAAUUGGCCUUCCUUCGGCAGCCGCAGACCGGCGCACCCGUGCAGCAGGCGCAGCACCUGGUGGGCGCCUUCGUGCCGGAGCUGCGCAUGGUCAAGGCGAAGUUGGGGCAAGCGGGCUACAUUGCCGCGCAGUUGGAUCGUUGGUUCGUGGAGCAUCGCGAGAAGAUGAUGCUGGCCGACACGGAUUUGAGUCAGAUGCCUUCACGACAGUUGCAUGGGCGUUUGCAGUCCUGUGAACAGUUGGUGGAGUCCUUCGCCUCCUGUGCCUCCCGCAUGGAAGGUAUGCUACAAGAGGCAGUGCAAGGAACUAGCGCAGAGGAGAGCCCCAGCCCUGCGGGUGCAGCGGUCGCCACACCGGUGGCGCUCGCGGUGGGCCAGCGUCCGAACGGGCCCACCGUCGAGGGCGCCAGGCGGAGAUCGGCGGAGUGCCUGGCCUUUGGGUGAGAGAUCCAGACAAACCGCAUCAGCCAAAGAUUAGCUGACCUCGGCCAAGUGAUGCUAAGUGCAUCGUCCUAGACAUACUCUGAGAUGCUCAAUGAAUGACUUGGAC